Molecule: messenger RNA, 3406 nt
Organism: Triplophysa dalaica
Lineage: Eukaryota; Metazoa; Chordata; Actinopteri; Cypriniformes; Nemacheilidae
Product: leucine-rich repeat and fibronectin type III domain-containing protein 1-like protein
Exons: 7
Coding region: 742-2781 (679 amino acids)
Molecular function (GO): protein binding
Source: RefSeq, a predicted model, not a curated record
UCGUGCGUAUUCGUCUUCAAAUUCACCAAUCUAUCAGGAUGAUACUGCGAAAGGCUUUCUAUUCGAGGAUCUACACCUCUGACGGAUUUGAUUUCCACCCUCUAUUUCAGCAGCACAUGGAUAUGUAUUCUUUAUUACUAGGUGAAACUGAAAAGCCAAGGGAACUAGGCAUCUGAUUCAUCGCACCUGGGAAGGGUCGAGCACAAGAAUGGGAACUAUUUCUGCAAAGAACGCCCAAGCAAAAGUAAAGCCAUAGGUAACCAAAUUGCGCUGCGUAAAGGAAGUUAAAACAUCGUGUUUAUCAGCGCACCUGUGAGGAAAAGAACAUUACGGACCGUACAGUGCAUCCGUAUCGUCUGAUAUGCGAGCGAGCUAUCGCGGCAGUCCGCUGGUGGAGUUUGAACCCAUUGCGCGUUGAUGUUCUCAUUUCCCCGGGUGUAAUAUUGCUUAUUAUAGGUAACCCAUCCUAUCUACAUCAAAUUGACUUGAAACCAGAGAAAAAGGAGCAUCGUUCAGGAGACAGGUGGAUGGAGAUCCAAAAUCGGCAGAGCUGUCAGUCUUGGCUCUGAGCACCAGAUACUCUCAUGUUCCUGGGCCGAUGCCUUCUGUCUUCGCUCCACGCCAGCCUGUCCACAUGUAGCAGCCCGAGCCUACAUCUAUCUUCAGCUUAGACGCCGCCAGUGGAGGCUUCAUGAGCAUCUCCAGCCAUUCUACGCUUGUCAGAUAGAGUUACAGAGAGUGAUGGAGCGGCUGAUCUUCUCCCUGCUAGUGCUGGCUGCGUCUGCGUCAGGGCAGCUGUGCCCCAAACGUUGCAUGUGCCAGAACCUGUCGCCAUCUUUAGCCAUCCUCUGUGCCAAGACAGGGCUGCUUUUUGUGCCAAUGGUCAUCGAUAGGCGUACGGUGGAGCUGCGCCUCACAGAGAACUUCAUCACGGCGGUGAGGAGGCGGGACUUCGCGAACAUGACCAGCCUCCUGCACCUGACGCUCUCCCGCAAUACCAUUAGCCAGAUCAUGCCUUACACUUUUGCUGACCUGAAGAAGCUGCGGGCUCUGCACCUGGACAGCAACCGCUUGAGCGUGGUCAGUGACGACCACUUUCGGGGUCUCACCAAUCUGAGGCACCUCAUUCUAGCCAACAAUCAACUGCACAACAUCUCGCUGCAUGCAUUCAACGACUUUUUGGGGACUCUAGAAGACUUGGAUCUUUCGUACAAUAACCUUGUGGACAUACCUUGGGAAACUAUAGGACGACUAACCAACGUGAACACUCUCAACAUGGACCAUAAUCUUAUAGAGCAUGUCCCACUAGGAGUCUUCUCCAACUUGCACAAACUAGCCCGUCUGGAUAUGACAUCCAAUAAACUAAAGAAAAUCCCCCCUGACCCUUUGUUUCUAAGGAUACCAGUUUAUGCCAAGUCAAAAGGAUCACCCCAUUCUUCCCUCGUCAUGAGUUUCGGAGGGAACCCCCUUCAUUGUAACUGCGAACUGCUUUGGUUGAGGAGGCUGACACGAGAGGAUGACCUAGAGACAUGCGCGUCUCCUGCCGAUCUCACAGCCAAGUAUUUCUGGACCAUCCCAGAGGAAGAGUUUAUCUGCGACCCUCCUGUGAUUACAAGGAAAUCUCCCAAAACCUAUGCCAUGGAAGGCCAGCCCACCAGCCUAAAAUGCAAAGCCAAUGGGGACCCAGACCCCGACGUACACUGGAUCUCUCCGGAGGGUCGUCUAAUCUCGAACACCUCUCGUACUUUGAGCUUUAGCAAUGGGAGUUUAGAGAUCAAUAUCACCUCCCUCAAGGACACGGGAGUCUUCACCUGCAUUGCAUCUAAUGCCGCAGGGGAGUCCACGGGAACGGUGGAACUUGUGGUCAAUCCACUUCCUCAGUUAGCUAACAGCACUAACCGUAUUCGAGAACCUGAUCCAGGGCCAUCUGAUAUUCUAACCUCUGCUAAGUCGACUUCAUCCGCUUACAAUGAGACCAGGACUCAAGAGAGGAGGGUGGUACUUGCUGAGCUCACAGCAAAUUCGGUUCUCAUCAGGUGGCCUCCACAACAACAUGUUCCUGGAAUCAGGAUGUAUCAGAUUCAGUACAACAGUUCAUCAGAUGACACCUUGGUAUACAGAAUGAUUCCCUCCACGAGUUACGACUUCAUGGUGCGAGAUCUGGUUUCAGGGCGGGAGUACGACCUGUGCGUCUUAGCGGUCUACGACGAUGGCAUGACCUCGCUUACAACCACUCGGCAGGUGGGCUGUGUCACGUUUGUCACAGAGACGGAAUACAGCCAGUGCCAGUCACUCCGAAGUCACUUUCUGGGCGGAACCAUGAUCAUCAUCAUCGGAGGAAUCAUCGUGGCCUCCGUCCUUGUGUUCAUCAUCAUACUCAUGAUCCGAUAUAAAGUCUACAGCAAUCAAGGAGGUGACCCCGGGAAGGGAACCGCUAUGACCAAUGUGCGAUCGCAGACCAACGGGGGGCAAGCGUCGGGGCAGGUCCCACGCUCCAGUUCAAAAAUCGUGGAGGGCCAGGACUCCACGGGAGCGGGUUCGGCUGGGGCCGCUGCCAGUUUGAAGGAGCCCGAUUUGACUGUGCAGAUAUCGGAAAUGACCUCAGAGGAGGUGGUUUCUCCCACGCAAAGGCAUCAACGCAGGACUUCUAUAGAGUUAAAGAGACGACCUUCGUUGUCCUCCAAAGAAGGAACAAGCUUUGAAGCUUCGGGAGACACUACAAGCCCUCAGGUCAGCGACGAGAAGAAGGUUCAUCGAGAUUGGAGCGACUUUAAAAUUUGAUGACUCCUCCUGCUGUCCCGCAAGAGGCAGCCAUCAACCCUGAAAAAGCACACCAGGUCAUCUUAUAAUAGGGAGGAAUAUGGAAUAAUUUGUCCGAACCCCCGCUGGGCUCUCUCUCCUGAGUAUUCCCUCCUCUCAGCGUAUUCCAAGGACUCUCCAACCGUUUCCUACCGGAACAUAUUUAAGGACUCAAUCCACUUCUGCAACAAAUGGAACAGAGCACAUAUUUGUUCUCCUUUGCUGGCUUUUGGGACGUAUUGCCUUUUACAUACCUGUGGCCGAGACUGUCUGUGUGAUUGCUACUGACUACAGUAUGCGUUGUUUACUGGACGAUCUGCGUUCAAGAAAGACGCUACUAUAGAUAGAUAUGCAUUACCCUCCACCCAUUCAAUCAUGCUAACCGCACCUAUGAGAGAUAAUUCAGAUGGGACUAAACGGCAUGUCUGUUCUUCUGCACCGUCAUCAACACGCCCUCCUCUUCUGGCUUUACAGCAUCAGUCGCAACUCAUCUGCACACUGAGAACUGAACGGAAACUGGACUCGAACCAACAGAACAAUGGUGGCGAUCAGUCCCAACUGCGAGCACAAAUAUAGCUGUUACGUUAAGUUUAUUGGUCCCCUUUAU